Messenger RNA from Penicillium macrosclerotiorum, 759 nucleotides. RefSeq lists its product as uncharacterized. The record is from RefSeq and is a predicted model, not a curated record. Lineage: Eukaryota; Fungi; Ascomycota; Eurotiomycetes; Eurotiales; Aspergillaceae. The coding region runs from base 1 to 759 and encodes 252 amino acids. The transcript has 2 exons.
AUGGCACCACUUUUACAACCUCUCAAGGCGCCCGUCGCUAUCCGCCCAGAGCAUGUCGCGACUGCGCCAACCCGACUUCGCGUGAAGCAGCACACCAAAAGCUGGUCGGGAGGGGACUUCACCAUCUUCGCCAGUCCAGAUACCGAUACCGAAAGUGGAGAGUCCAGCCAGGCAAACCCAACAGAACUCUUCAAAGUCGACGGCGACGUCGUAUCCUGGAGCGAGCGAAAGUUCUUCCGUGACGCUUCGGGCCUUCCUCUUUUCGAGCUCCACCGCAAAAAGUCCGGGGUGACAUGGUUCGUCAGCUUACCGGGCGCGGAUGAUAGAUCUAUUGCGACGUGCGCCCCCCAGUUCCAUCUGCUGAAGGACAAAUUUGAUGUGUACAUCCAGAAUGCUGCGGCUGACGGUGCAGAAACCAAACUCGAAGUACGAGGCAAUGAUAUCUGGAAGUAUCGAACAAAUGUCUACUACGACGGCGCCUUAGUGAUGACGACCAAAAUCAAAGGAUACUAUCAAGUCUAUAUCCCAGUGAAACGGCCGGAGUGGGAUGUCCAAGUGGCACAAGGAUUCGAUCUAUGUCUGACUAAGACCAGGAGCAACGAAGUGGGUAUUUUGCUGAAACUUUCAUUUCAGGCCGCGAUUAUCACGGUCAUGCUGGCCGACGCUCUGUAUAGAAGCAGCCUUCAGUCCUCUCACACUCGAUCCGAGUCCAGCUCAUCAAGGCCAGAGUCAGAUCAGAAGUUGCCUGAAAAGUCUUAA